This is a messenger RNA of Lasiosphaeria miniovina, 360 nucleotides long. RefSeq lists its product as uncharacterized. The record is from RefSeq and is a predicted model, not a curated record. The transcript has a single exon. NCBI's taxonomy places the organism in Eukaryota, Fungi, Ascomycota, Sordariomycetes, Sordariales, Lasiosphaeriaceae. The annotation marks the transcript as partial.
AUGGAUUCCCGCACUCUGCAAGAUCAGCCAUUGAGCCAAGACGACUCUUACUCGUCAUUCAGAUUGGCCGAUUGGUUGGUGCAAGACGCGAUCGACACUCGUAGCGAGCAGCUCUCUGCGCCAACUCCUACGAGCGAGAUCGAGGCCGUUCACGAUAGGAUCGCAGUUCACCAUAGUCUAGCACGGGAUCGCUCGGGCUCGCUACCGCUCCUUCAACUGGCCGACUGGAGCGCAGACGUGGCCUAUAACGAAUGUCCGCCUACAUGCAUCCACUACUCAAUUGAGUGGAAGCUGACGGUAAACGGUAGGGUUGCCGCGAAAGACACUGAACAGAACCUCGUGCUUGCCCCUAAUGCAUAC